GGCUCCGUUCUCCCUGCGUUUCUGCCUCCGGACCCCGCGGCCUCCUCAGGGCGGGCUGGGAACGCGGGAGGCCUGGGGCGGCGUGCCCUCGGCCGCCUUCCUCGGAGAGCGCGGCUUUCCAGCCGCUCGUGGAGCCCCCGGUGGGCAGGCAGGCAGCAGGUUCUGGAUCUUCCACAAUGGGUGAGCCACAGCAAGUAAGUGCUCUUCCGCCACCUCCAAUGCAGUACAUCAAGGAGUACACGGAUGAAAAUAUUCAGGAAGGCCUAGCUCCCAAGCCUCCACCUCCAAUAAAAGACAGCUAUAUGAUGUUUGGCAACCAGUUCCAAUGUGAUGAUCUCAUCAUCCGCCCUUUAGAAAGUCAGGGCAUCGAACGGCUUCAUCCUAUGCAGUUUGAUCACAAGAAAGAACUGAGGAAACUCAAUAUGUCUAUCCUUAUAAAUUUCUUAGACCUCUUAGAUAUCUUGAUAAGGAGCCCUGGGAGUAUAAAACGAGAAGAGAAGCUAGAAGAUCUUAAGCUGCUUUUUGUACAUGUUCAUCAUCUCAUAAAUGAAUACCGACCCCACCAAGCAAGAGAGACCUUGAGAGUCAUGAUGGAGGUGCAGAAACGUCAACGCCUUGAAACAGCUGAGAGAUUUCAGAAGCAUCUGGAACGAGUCAUUGAGAUGAUUCAGAGUUGCUUGGCUUCUUUGCCUGAUGAUUUGCCCCAUUCAGAAGGAGGGAUGAGAGUGAAAACUGAACCGAUGGAUGCUGACGAUAGCAACAAUUGUUCUGGACAGAAUGAACGACAAAGAGAAAAUUCAGGUCAUAGGAGAGACCAGAUUAUAGAGAAAGAUGCUGCCUUGUGUGUCCUAAUUGAUGAAAUGAAUGAAAGACCAUGAAGGGUGUUUCUUUUUCUUCUUGCUUUUCUUUUUUCUUUCCAGUAAAUAGCAUCGUAUAUUAGUUAAUUUGCUCUUGGAGAGUCUUAAAAGAGAUAGAACUAGAGGUUAUGUAAACGGCUUGACUCUCCAACUUUAUCAAUGAUGAGAUGUCAGGCAGUAAUUUCAGUUUAUGGCAAACAUAGGCAAAUGAGUGUGCCUAUAUUAAGAGUAAUCACCUUAAAAAGGAAGAUGUUUGCUGCUUUUCUGUUGAACCUGCUUGUUUUUGGAGUUUCAGUAAACAUUGGAGAUAUCCUCAGUAAUAGCAAGCCUUCAUCCUUGUAAAGUAGAUUUGUCAUUUGCUUUAAGAAUGAUGGAUAAAUAAAGGAUAUCAAGCUGUA
Equus quagga is the source of this 1255-nucleotide messenger RNA. RefSeq names its product mediator complex subunit 7 (gene MED7). Gene Ontology annotation, molecular function: transcription coregulator activity. Gene Ontology annotation, biological process: regulation of transcription by RNA polymerase II. Lineage: Eukaryota; Metazoa; Chordata; Mammalia; Perissodactyla; Equidae. The transcript is spliced from 2 exons. The record is from RefSeq and is a predicted model, not a curated record. The coding region runs from base 177 to 878 and encodes 233 amino acids. Gene Ontology annotation, cellular component: mediator complex.